This is a messenger RNA of Nicrophorus vespilloides, 6920 nucleotides long. RefSeq names its product HEAT repeat-containing protein 5B. The record is from RefSeq and is a predicted model, not a curated record. Gene Ontology annotation, cellular component: membrane; Golgi apparatus; endocytic vesicle. NCBI's taxonomy places the organism in Eukaryota, Metazoa, Arthropoda, Insecta, Coleoptera, Silphidae. The coding region runs from base 183 to 6305 and encodes 2040 amino acids. Gene Ontology annotation, biological process: intracellular protein localization; retrograde transport, endosome to Golgi; endocytosis. The transcript is spliced from 17 exons.
AAUGCUCAUUGCAGUGACAACCAGUGACAGCUGCAAUAAUAUGGCUGUUGUGUAGUGCUUCUCAGUUUUUGUAAAUAUUUUAAACAAUCUGGGCUUAGAAAUGCUGUGAAACACCCUUCAAAGUGCAAGUAAUCGAGUUGGUUCUAUACUACAGGAUAAACAGGAGUGAAACUUUGAUCGAAAUGGAAAUGUCACAUAGUUUGACUUUGAACGAGGAGGCUUUGGCGCAAAUACCGGUUGCCAAGAAACCGAUAUUCAUAUUCGAAUGGCUGAGGUUCCUGGACAAAGUACUCGUUGCGGCUCAAAAGAAUGAUAUCAAAGGAUGCCAGAAGAAGUUGGUGGAGCAGUUGAUGAAUCACAUCCAGGAGUCUCCAGGACCUCCCGCUCGUCGUCUGAUUGCCAGAUGUUUGGCUACUUUGUUCUCAGUUGGGGACACCUUCCUGCUAUUCGAUACCGUGAAUAAAUGCAAUGAUAUCCUGAAGAACAAAGACGAUUCACCCAGCUUUCUCCCGACUCGACUCGGAGCUAUCUGCUGCGUGGGAACUAUGUAUGAGAAGCUUGGCAGGAUGAUGGGUCGCUCAUACGAGGAGACGGUGCAGAUCUUGAUAAGGUCACUGAGGAGCGCCGAAUCUCAAACUCGUAUAGAGAUCAUGUUGACAUUGGAGAAGGUGUGCGCGGGUAUGGGCAGCGCCAUAUCGAAUGUCCACAAGGACAUUUACAAGGUAUCCAAGCAUUACCUGGUGGAUCGUGUCAUGGCCGUCCGUUGUGCCACGACUCGUUGUCUCCUGGAAAUGCUUAACCACGCACCGUUCUUGUACACUACCGAACUGGAGAGUCUAGCCACGCUCUGCUUCCGCGCUUUUGAUGGAUCCAACUAUGAAGUCCGGUGCGCCGUGGCCAAGCUUCUGGGGGCUUUGGUCUCAAUGACACAGCAAACUCCAAAAUUGCCGACGGGUCAAAUACCCAAAAACGUGAAGCCCGUUUCGCUGGAGGAAGCAUUGGGUAUUCUAAUGUCAGGCUUCCUGAGGGGCGGCGUUGGUUUUCUUAAGGGCACCGGUGAAAUCAUAAAGGGCAGCUCGGGCGUCAAUAGAGAGAUCAGGGUCGGAGUAACGCACUCCUACGUCAUAUUCGUGCAGAUACUGGGCUCAGUAUGGCUGGAACGCAACAUCAAAACUUUGCUCUCGCAUAUACUGUACUUGGUAGCCAACUCGAAGGCCGCUUCUUCGCACGUAGAUGCCGUCUACUCCAGGAAGUGCAUCAAUUUUAUCCUUCGCAGCAUUCUCGGGAAAAUGCUUGGAGAAAAGGCACAAGCAUUAGCGUGCAAGGAAAUCGCCCAGAUCAUCAUCAAGGAGAUGAACUCGAUCGACUUCAAUCCAGAGAACGCAAAGGAUCUGAACCAAGAGACGCUCUUCAGCCAGCAUCUGCUGGUAUGCGCUUUGCAGGAAAUAGGUAGCCUUAUCCUGAGUCUUGGAACGACAUCAUACGAUUUACUUACGGAUCAGCAAUUACAUUUAAUCGAUGCUACUGUCGCCGUGUUAAUACACCCUUGUCAAGCGGCACGUUUGGCUGCUGCUUGGUGUUUAAGAUGUAUUUGCGUAGCUGUUCCAAGCCAAACGACGCCAUUGAUUGAUAGAUGUGUGUCUGGUAUUGAGGACAGACGUACUUCACCUGAGGCCAUAGCCGGAUACAGUGCGGCUUUGGCAGCCGUCUUGGGUGGAGUGCACCUAUCGCCUUUGGGUGUUCCACACACAAAAGGAAAGGUGAUCUUCAACACCGCCGAGGAAUUAUUGAGGAGCGCCAGCCAGAAUAGUCGAUUAUCUUUGAAUCGUACUCAAGCAGGAUGGGUUCUGAUUGGAGCAAUCAUGACUUUGGGUGUACCGGUUGUGCGGGGAUUAUUGCCACGGAUGCUAUUGCUCUGGAGGAACUCUUUUCCGAGAUCUACAAAGGAAUUGGAUUCCGAGAAGGCCAGAGGCGAUGCUUUCACCUGGCAAGUAACACUCGAAGGUCGUGCCGGUGCACUUUCAGCUAUGCACAGCUUCAUACAAAAUUGCCCUGAAUUGGUUACGGAUGAUAUUGUCAGGAGAUUAUUGAUUCCGAUUGAAUCAGCUCUUGCCAUGCUAACAAACAUUUCCAAUAUCCUGAAGAGCUAUGGCCAGCAGCUGAAAGCUCCAGCUGCAAUGGUUCGAUUACGAUUAUAUGAGACACUCUUGCUGCUGCCACCUCAAUCAUUCGAGGGAUCGUACACUCAUUUAUUACGUAUGUUAGUGGCCGAGUUUACUUUGACCGAGAAUCCAGCGAACACGACCACUUCACAAUUGAGGACUGUUUGCCAUGCUGACGACUCCGUGAUUUUGGGUACUUGGCUGCAGGAAACCGAUCACAGAACAAUAGAAGAUCAAAUGGAACCUAAUCGAAGGGCAGAUGGUGAACAUUUGCAGCCAAACAGCGCUGCCGGUUCCGGGGCUUUGGAACACGAUCCUUGUUGCUUGUACCGUCAAUUAAAUCCUGGCGAAAUUAUUCCUGGACCCUUGCCGCUGGGAGUUGCUGUGAUCGAUUUGUCGGUGUUAUUGUUCGGACAGAUAUUCCCAAGAGUCGCCAAUAAGCAUCGACUGCAGAUGCUGGAGCAUUUCACGGAAUGCAUCAAGCACGCGAAGAGUUCGAGGCAAGAAGCCGUACAGAUGAACGUGUUUACGUCAUUGCUCAGCGGUUUGAAAGGACUAACAGAAGCCAAGAUGAGUUUCGGUCAGGAGGACGUGAAAAAAUCAGCGUCCAAUUUAAUAAUCAGCGCGUUGACAUCGUCCAAUCCAAUACUGAGGUGUGCCACUGGAGAAGCUGUUGGUCGUAUGGCCCAGGUGGUGUCGGAUUCCAGGUUUACAGCUGAGUUGGCGCAGACCAGUUUUGACCGUUUGAAAUCUGCUCGUGACGUAGCCAGCAGAACGGGCCAUUCGCUAGCAUUAGGAUGCCUGCAUAGAUAUGUUGGCGGAAUGGGCUCUAGUCAACAUCUUAAUACUAGCGUUUCUAUCCUAUUAGCUUUGGCUCAGGAUCAGACUUCGCCCGUGGUCCAAGUUUGGUCUUUGCACGCUUUAGCUCUCAUCGCGGAUUCCGGCGGUCCAAUGUUCAGAAGCUACGUGGAGCCAACCCUCUCGCUGGCUUUAAAGUUGCUUCUGAACGUUCCACAAUCUUACAUCGAUGUGCACCAAUGCAUUGGAAAGGUUUUGUCAGCGCUGAUUACAACCAUUGGACCUGAGCUUCAAGGGAACACGACGAGCAUUUGCACUGCUAGAUCCUCCUUCUUGUGCGCUUGCGCUAUAAUGCAGGACCACAAGGACCCUUUGGUACAAGCGGAAGCCACAGGUUGUUUGCAACAACUCCACCUGUUUGCCCCAAGGCAUGUCAAUUUAUCAUCUUUAGUUCCAACGCUUUGUAGAACAUUGUCGAGCAAUCAUUUACUUUUGAGAAAAGCCGCUAUUUCGUGCCUCCGGCAAUUAGCCCAGAGGGAGGCUAAAGAAGUCUGCGAACAUGCCAUGACUUUAGCAAGCGAAAGUAGAGAUUCUAGUACGGUGGAAGGACUACUCAUAACGGAUUCCGGUUUACCAGGAGUUCUGUUUAGUAUGUUGGAUACGGAAACUGAUAUAGCGUUGAUAAAAGAUAUACACGACACCUUGACAAGUAUGCUGCAGAUGCUAGCUGCAGAUAAUUUAUCUCAAUGGUUGGGUCUAUGCAAGGACAUAUUGACUGUGGCCACUGAAAGCAACAGUGAUGAUCCAAUGAAUGCAAAUUCAAAUGAAGGCGGCGAUAAUGAUGAUAACGAAGCUGAUGAUGAUCAAGCGGAAUUCCACGCCGAUACCGAUUCAAGCACGCAUCCAGCGGUGCAGCCCCGAUGGCCUACACGAGUCUUCGCGGCCGAAUGCGUUCGCAAGAUUAUAUCCGCUUGUGAAUCCACUGCAUCGGCGCACUUCGAUCUGGUGCAAGCCAAGGAAAUGCAGUCGUCCAGAGGCAAGAGUGAUUUCUUGGUUCUGCAUCUUUCCGAUCUUAUUCGAAUGGCUUUCAUGGCAGCCACAAGCGAUUCGGAUCCGCUAAGAUUAGAGGGUUUAAUUACCUUGCAGGAAGUGAUCGAGAAGUUCGCUAAAGUGCCAGAGCCGGAGUUUCCAGGACACCUGUUGCUGGAACAGUUUCAAGCUCAGGUGGGAGCUGCGCUGAGGCCUGCAUUCUCUCCGGACACCUCGUCUCAUGUAACGGCAGCCGCAUGCGAUGUUUGUUCUACUUGGAUUGGUUCGAGCGUCGCCAGGAAUUUGAACGAUCUUAGGAGAGUUCACCAAUUGCUGGUCUCUUCACUCGGAAAGUUGGAUAUCAAGACAAACACCACCCUACUGUACAACGAAAGCUUAGCUACGCUCGAAAAGUUAGCCAUUUUGAAGGCUUGGGCGGAGGUUUAUAUCGUCGCUAUGAAGGAAACCGGAUCCAGUUCGGCGUCCAUCGAGGUUAACACAACGAAUACAUCUGUCGGAGAUGACGAGUUCGGGGAUUUCGAAUACCGCGGCGAAAGUCUGUUAACGCUGGUACAGCCCGAGUUACUGAGCCUAUCCAACCACUGGUUGGCGGCAUUGAAAGAUCACGCUCUACUAUCUUUGCCUUCCGAAUUUGCAAGUCAAUUACCACAUGAUGGAGGCGCAUUCUACACGAAUGACACGAUGGAUUCAUCGCGACCUCAUUACGCCGCUUCAUGGCCACCGAUUUUACAUGCCGCUGCUCUUUGGUUGAACGCCGGUGGUUUCGAGAAGAUUCAGCAGAACAACGACAGUGCUAACAACAACGCCGGCAACAACGAUAAAUUCCACCUGCUGUUCGGAAUAUGUAUGGAAGCGCUAUGCAGCCCGAGGUCGACGGAGCCUUUGGAGAGUAUUUUAACAUGCCUUCAAGCUCUGUACACCCUAAUGGACUCAUUAUGGGCGCGCGAGGCAAUCAUGGUGGAUCGAUCAUUGAGUAUAGAAUUAUGCAAUGUUUUGCACAGGCUUUUGUUGACCAGAGAUAAUCAUAACGCUCAAUUAUUGUGCAUGGAGGUGUUGAAACAGGUGAUCAGAGCCGCACAAGAUCACCUGGAGCAGGCGAAGAGGGUAGACGAAACUGCCGACGUUCUACUCGGAGAAGGCGGAGAGAUUGGAGAAAUAUUACCAGGGAAAUCGCUAGUUUUUGCUGUUCUUGAAGUGUGCUUAUGUCUGAUAGUGCGGCAAUUGCCUAAUCUGAGUCCAAGUCCUACAUCGACAAUAGUGACUUCCAUGCGUGCAAUCCAUCAAGAUGAUUCGAGUAGGCUGAUCGCGGCUGCUUUAACUAGUAUGGAGAAUUUGCAUAAGCUCUGUUCGCCAAAGGGAGCUGUGUCAAUCUUGCCAACAAUCUUGUACUUGACUACUGGAGUGAUAAAGGAGAUGGCCACUAAGAAUAUAAACGACGUCAAUAUUCUGGCUAACAACGCGGCAGUUCAAUCAUCUCUGCACUGCUUAAAAAAUUUAGCCACCGACAAGUAUUGUAACGACACCAGGAGCACAGAGGAAUGGUUGAAGCUGUUGCAGAGCGCUCUGGCGAAAAUAAUCGAUCUGGCUAAAACGGGAAGCGAGGAAACUAAGUUGGAUGAAGUGACGAUGAUGUUGGCCAUAGCCGUGUUCGUUUUACACGCUCCCACGAGCGUGGUAUCAGCUCCGAAUCUUCAAUAUCCGUGUAUAAACCAUUUCAGGCAGUGCUUUCAAAGUGCAAAUUCGACUGUGCGACUGAAGUGCGUGCAGACGUUGAAAUCGAUAUUCUCACAUUCUGAUAGAUCUGUUGCCACACCGUACAUCCACGCAUUGGCACCGAGAUUGGUUGAGUUCUUAUACGCGGAUAGCGCGCGACAAAUCUUCUCGGAUGGAGAAUUGUCCGUUACUUUAGAAGCCAUAGUAACCGUUGAGGCUUUAAUAGGUUUAGCCGAACCACAAAACCGAGACAUCUUGCAAGGCAUUCAAAUGCUGACACUGCUGGUUCCUAUACUCAUAAGUUAUUUACUGGAAGGACAGGCAUUCCGAUCCUCCAACAAGUAUUCCAUGAAGCUGCACGAGGUUAGUCUCCAGUGGCUCAUGAAAAUAGGACCGAAAUAUCCAGAGGAAUUCAAGAAAUUGAUGAGCCAGGCUCCAGAUCUGAGGGUUCGUCUGGAGAACGCUGUGCGCUCGAAUCAGCAGACACAGCAGAAAAUCAAAAUGGAGAUGUGCAAUAACAAGCCAACCUCCGCGCAAACCCCAUCAAUCAAACUUAAAACGGACUUUAGCAACUUCUCUUAAGUCUAAAAUUUCUCUGUGCUUCCUAUUCUUCCCCUCUGCAUCAUUUCCAAAAUAAUUGCAUUUACUUUAUGUAUUACCACGUAUGAGGACAAAAGAUGGAAGAAAGCAAAAAAAUAUAAGAAGUUGAAAAAAAAAAAUAUAUAUGGAAGGAAAUAAUUUUGAAUGAAUUAGAUUCCAAUAGAACUGUUGAUAUAUGUGUAGAUGUAGAUUUAGAGGUUUUACAUGUUUGUAAUUGUUAUAUUGGAAGGAAAUUAUGAAACUGGCCUCUUCGACUGAUAACAAAAAAAAAUGAAACAAAAAUUAUUUAUACAAUGAUUCAUAACAAAUCUACACACACAAAAAAAAAGACAAAGAACCAAUAGUGAUUUUCGCCUCAGAAGCUUUUCUGCCAUAGAUUGUUUCUUUUUACCUGUAAACAACUAGUGAAUUAACCAAUUUUUAACAAGAGAAUCCUAUCGAAAGAAACUAAAAAGUGAUGUAGAUUGUAACUGAGAAAAAUAUAUAUAUAUUGAUCCUUUGAUGUACUGAUAUUUGAUCCACGAUUUUAGACUAGGAACAUUAUGUAUCUAAUUAACGCAAUAAUAAUAAAAGAAGUUUAAUAAAUAAUUAACGUAA